Molecule: messenger RNA, 1653 nt
Organism: Terrapene triunguis (Three-toed box turtle)
Lineage: Eukaryota; Metazoa; Chordata; Testudines; Emydidae
Gene: BHLHE40
Product: basic helix-loop-helix family member e40
Exons: 5
Coding region: 38-1279 (413 amino acids)
Biological process (GO): circadian regulation of gene expression; regulation of neurogenesis; anterior/posterior pattern specification
Cellular component (GO): nucleus
Molecular function (GO): DNA-binding transcription factor activity, RNA polymerase II-specific; protein dimerization activity; RNA polymerase II cis-regulatory region sequence-specific DNA binding
Source: RefSeq, a predicted model, not a curated record
GCCCCCCCCGCCCCCCCACAAAGCCUCCCAAGCUGACAUGGAAAUGAUCCCCAGCGCCCAGCCGCCUCCCGCCUGCCUGGGCAAGCUGCCUGCGCUGGAGAGCAGCGAGAUGCCAGGGCUGGCCUUUUCUCACAUGUAUCAAGUGUACAAGCCCAGGAGAGGGUUAAAAAAAAGUGAAGACAAUAAGGAGACCUAUAAAUUGCCCCACAGACUGAUAGAGAAGAAGAGACGUGAUAGGAUUAAUGAGUGCAUUGCCCAACUGAAAGAUCUCUUACCAGAACAUCUCAAACUUACAACUUUAGGUCACUUGGAGAAGGCAGUGGUUCUUGAACUUACCUUGAAGCAUGUGAAAGCACUAACUAAUCUCAUUGAGCAGCAGCAACAGAAAAUAAUUGCUUUACAGAAUGGUUUACAAGCUGGUGACUUGUCAUCGAGAAACCUUGAUACCAGCCAGGAAAUGUUUCGAUCUGGUUUCCAGAUGUGUGCCAAGGAAGUGCUGCAAUACCUGGGAAAGCAUGAGAACACCAGGGAUCUGAAAUCUUCUCAGCUGGUCAGUCAUCUGCACCGAAUGGCCUCUGAGGUUCUCCAGGGCGGAGCCAGCCGAAAAUCUGGAGAUGCGCCCCUGAAAACGGUGGACUUGAAGGAGAAGUCUGGCUCUUUGCCCAAAACUGCUGAGGGUUAUGGCAAGAACUGUGUGCCUGUUAUACAGAGGACUUUUGCACACUCCAGUGGAGAGCAGAGUGGGAGCGACACAGACACAGACAGUGGGUAUGGAGGAGAGCUGGAGAAAAGUGACUCAAACGCUGAUCAACAGUAUUUUCCAAAGGAUACGGGACUCAACUAUACCAUGCAAGAGAGAAUAAGCUCUAUUAAGCAAGAGACUGAGGACCCACCAGCCAAAAGGACCAGAAUGGAAACUUCAGAAGACGAAGGCCAUUUUAGCAGUGAUCUGAUUGGCUCUUCAAGUAGUUUUUUGGGCCCUCACCCUCACCAGCCUCCUUUGUGCCUGCCUUUUUAUUUGAUCCCACCAUCCGCAACUGCCUAUCUGCCUAUGCUGGAGAAGUGUUGGUACCCGGCUUCCAUGCCUGUCUUGUACCCAAGUCUCCCAGCCUCUGCUUCAGCACUUUCAGGGCUAAUGAACCCAGAUAAAAUCUCUCCAUCUCUCCUGAUGCCUCAGAGACUUCCUUCUCCACUACCAGUCCAUUCCCCUAUCGACUCCUCAGCUCUGCUUCAAGCUUUGAAGCAGAUUCCUCCUUUGAACUUGGAAACCAAAGACUAAGCACAGUGUGACCGUUUUCUUUUUCUUUUCUUUUUUUUAAGUUUGAGACUCUUUCAGUUUUAUAUACCGGCUGGACUGAGGUGUGGGGAUAAGGGUCAUUGAGAGUAGGAAGCAAAAUCCACUUUUCUCUGACUUGUCAGAUAGCAUGGGAAAGGAUGAAGGAAGCACCCAGGUUAGCCAUUCGGGGGAGUUUAAAAAAAAAAAAAAAAAAGGUUUUCUUUGUGCUUUACCCUUUACCCUCCCCAUCUACAGAGCAACAGCUGACUUAGUCAGUGAGGAUUAUAUUUCAAAGCUGUGAAAAAUAUUCCAUUAGGCAGAUUUAGGUGUUAGGGUCUGUGAAUAUAAAAAUAUGGUACUUCUUAUGAGGGCUUUUC